CCGACGCCGGCGUGGCGUGGUGCGCAAGCGCAGUCUGUCGCUGAGGCUUGCAGGACUGCGGAGAUAUGGCCGGCGUUGGAGCAGUUUCGCGGCUUCUUCGCGGGCGGCGCUUGGCGCUAGCUGGGAAGCGGCCAGCAACAUUCCAAACACAGACCUGUAGCUUUCACUUCACUGUUGGUGAGAGUAAGAAGGCAUCUGCCAAAGUUUCAGAUGCGAUUUCUACUCAAUACCCAGUUGUGGAUCAUGAAUUUGAUGCUGUGGUGGUAGGUGCUGGAGGGGCAGGCUUGCGAGCUGCGUUUGGCCUUUCUGAGGCAGGGUUUAAUACUGCCUGCCUUACAAAGCUCUUUCCUACCCGAUCACAUACUGUUGCAGCACAGGGAGGCAUCAAUGCUGCUCUGGGGAACAUGGAAGAGGACAACUGGAGGUGGCAUUUCUACGACACCGUGAAAGGAUCUGACUGGCUGGGGGAUCAGGAUGCCAUCCAUUACAUGACAGAGCAAGCCCCUGCCUCUGUGGUCGAGCUAGAGAAUUAUGGCAUGCCAUUUAGCAGAACUGAAGAUGGAAAGAUUUAUCAGCGUGCAUUUGGUGGACAGAGCCUCAAGUUUGGGAAAGGCGGGCAGGCUCAUCGGUGCUGCUGUGUGGCUGAUCGAACAGGCCACUCACUCUUGCACACCUUGUAUGGAAGGUCUCUGCGAUAUGACACCAGCUAUUUUGUGGAGUAUUUUGCCUUGGAUCUUUUGAUGGAAAGUGGGGAGUGCCGUGGUGUCAUUGCACUGUGCAUAGAAGAUGGGUCCAUACACCGAAUAAGAGCAAAGAACACUGUUAUUGCUACUGGGGGUUAUGGGCGAACCUACUUCAGCUGCACAUCUGCCCAUACCAGCACAGGGGAUGGCACAGCCAUGGUCACCAGGGCUGGCUUGCCUUGCCAGGACUUAGAGUUUGUUCAGUUCCACCCCACAGGUAUAUAUGGUGCUGGCUGUCUCAUCACAGAAGGAUGCCGUGGAGAGGGAGGUAUUCUCAUCAACAGUCAAGGUGAAAGGUUCAUGGAGAGAUAUGCCCCUGUUGCCAAGGACCUGGCAUCUAGAGAUGUUGUAUCUCGAUCCAUGACUAUGGAGAUCCGUGAAGGAAGAGGCUGUGGCCCAGAGAAAGAUCACGUCUACCUGCAGUUGCACCAUCUGCCCCCUGAGCAGCUGGCUACACGUCUGCCUGGAAUUUCAGAGACGGCUAUGAUCUUCGCUGGUGUGGAUGUCACUAAGGAGCCUAUCCCUGUCCUCCCCACUGUGCAUUACAACAUGGGUGGGAUUCCCACUAACUACAAGGGGCAGGUGCUGAAGCAUGUAAAUGGACAGGAUCAGAUUGUGCCUGGCCUGUAUGCCUGUGGGGAGGCUGCCUGCGCUUCGGUGCAUGGUGCCAACCGACUUGGAGCAAAUUCCCUAUUGGACCUCGUAGUCUUUGGCCGAGCCUGUGCCCUGAGCAUUGAAGAAUCUUGCAGACCUGGAGAUAAAGUUCCUCCAAUUAAAGCAAAUGCUGGAGAAGAGUCGGUUAUGAAUCUUGACAAGUUAAGAUUUGCUGAUGGAAGCAUAAGAACAUCAGAACUACGCCUCAGCAUGCAGAAGUCGAUGCAGAGUCAUGCUGCAGUGUUCCGUGAGGGAAGUGUAUUGCAAGAAGGCUGUGAAAAAAUCAGCAAAUUAUAUGGAGACUUGAAGCAUCUAAAGACGUUUGACAGAGGAAUGGUCUGGAACACAGACCUGGUGGAGACCCUGGAGCUGCAGAACCUGAUGCUAUGCGCACUUCAGACCAUAUAUAGUGCAGAGGCACGGAAGGAGUCACGGGGAGCUCAUGCCAGAGAAGAUUAUAAAGUUCGAGUUGAUGAGUAUGAUUACUCCAAGCCCAUCCAAGGGCAGCAGAAGAGGCCAUUUGAGGAACACUGGAGGAAGCACACCCUCUCGUAUGUGGACAUCGAGACUGGGAAGGUUACUUUGGAGUAUAGACCUGUCAUUGACAAGACCUUGAAUGAAGCUGACUGUGCCACCGUACCCCCUGCUAUCCGUUCCUACUGAUAAAACCUGGCAGCUACAAGACCAGCUUAUGUGAUUAUAUAUAAUAGCUUACAUAGGUUUUCCUGUUAUAUUUGUCUUGUUAAAAUUCUACUCAUGAACAAGGAGUCACUUCAUAGAUUAUUAGCCAACAGCUUGCUAGUACUUGAUGUGAGGGACAACUACACUAGACUUUGUCCCUUUAUUUUUGUGCAGUAAUAAAACUGGCAUAAUUCUUAAAUAAAAUACAAAUGUCUUUUAUUUCCAAAUAAAGUCAUGUAUUUGAUUUUAGGCCUAUCUGUCUAAAAUAGCAAAUGUAAUUGUCUUCCCUGUCUAGCCCUAUCAGUUGUGUUUUUCAACUAUAAAGUUUCUUGUGCUAUAUACUAAACUAGACUUUGUAGAAUGUCAAGAUGUACUGGUAAAUAAAAUUGAGAAGUAGGAUGGGCCCUUAAUAAUUAAAAAGAAAGUUUUGAAUGUGAUAAGUAUAGAGCCAGUGCCUUGUUUAGGUUCCUGGUGGGGAGAGGUAUAUGCAUACAUUCAUGUAUAUGUGAAGGGGGGGUGGUAUGUGCAGGUAGCUUUGUCAACUUGACACAAUCUAGCAUCACCUAGGAAGAGAAUCUCAAUGAAGGACUGCUUCAAUUUAAUUGGCCCGUGGACAUGUCUUUGAGGGAUUGUCUUGAUUAUGCUAAUUGAUAGGGGAAGAUAGCCCACUAUGGGCACCACCAUUCCCAGGAUCUAAUGGAUCCUGGAUGGUAUAAGAGCAAGCUGAGCACUCACCAUGCAUGCAUUCAUUCAUUGCUCUACUUUUCACUGUGCAUGUAACUAGUUGCUUCAAGUUCCUGCCCUGACUUCCUCAAAAUGAAGGACUUUAACCAGAAAUUGUAAGCCAAAUAAAUCCUUUCUCAAAGA
Molecule: messenger RNA, 2945 nt
Organism: Peromyscus eremicus (cactus mouse)
Lineage: Eukaryota; Metazoa; Chordata; Mammalia; Rodentia; Cricetidae
Gene: Sdha
Product: succinate dehydrogenase complex flavoprotein subunit A
Exons: 15
Coding region: 66-2060 (664 amino acids)
Biological process (GO): mitochondrial electron transport, succinate to ubiquinone; tricarboxylic acid cycle
Molecular function (GO): electron transfer activity; flavin adenine dinucleotide binding; succinate dehydrogenase (quinone) activity
Source: RefSeq, a predicted model, not a curated record